AUGGAAACUAUCAAGAACGCCGCCAAUGCUGUUGGAGACAAAAUCAAUGAAGUAAUCAGCGGAUCAUCAGCUGAAGCCAACAAGGAAAAAGCUAAAGACUCAAGCAACACCGCUGGUGAACGCGUUGGUGCCGGUAUCGACUAUGUUAAAGACAAAUGCGAGGAAGCUGGUCAUGCUGCUUCGAAAGAAGUCAACAAGCAAAAGGCCAUUCACUAA
This is a messenger RNA of Adineta ricciae, 216 nucleotides long. The record is from the annotation of a GenBank genome assembly. Lineage: Eukaryota; Metazoa; Rotifera; Eurotatoria; Adinetida; Adinetidae.